Messenger RNA from Caenorhabditis angaria, 12531 nucleotides. The record is from the annotation of a GenBank genome assembly. Lineage: Eukaryota; Metazoa; Nematoda; Chromadorea; Rhabditida; Rhabditidae.
AUGUACGAGGAAGGUUUUGGAAAUUUAUUUCAUAUUUCUUGUAGUGGUUUGACUUGUCGAGACAUUCCUAGAGAUUUGGAAUAUGGAAAUAGAAAACUUGGUGAGCUCACAAUUGUCAGAAUUUUGCAAUUAACAACUAGUUGUCCCAACUUUUUUUUGAAACAUAAAAGUUCCAAUGCUGUAUUCUAGAAAAAUAGGAAAUUUUUCAUAUAUGAAAUUUUUCAGUUCAUCAUAACAAUCAAGGUCGACGAAUUCGAAAACACCGUGAUGGUCGACUAUUUCUUCUCAAAGAUGUAGGAAUCGAUGGAAAGCAAAUUAAAAAACCGAGAAUUGGAUCGCCAAGUGGAAAUCGAAAACAACUGAAAAAUAAAUUGGAAAAUGCGGAAACUAGAGAUGUUAUUCAUGAGGAAAGUCUUCCAGAAUUUCCAGGAUGGUAUGGACAACUUGAAGGACUUCAGAAAAAAUUAGGAGAAAGUUGGAAAUUUUCCGAAAAUGUGGUAAUUCAAGAAGAAAUCAAGAAACUUUGGAAAACUUGGACGAAAGAAUCGGCAAAAAUCUAUCUUCAAAAUGAUAUUCAUAUUCCUCGAUAUAUUGGUAGAGCCCCAUGGAAAGAUCAGUUAACUCGAAACACACAAAAAAUAAGUGAUCAACUACAACUGAAUACAAAAAUAAUAAGCAUGUUUUUCGAGAAAUUUCGUGAUCGUUGUUUGGUUGAUUGUAGUUUUUUGCUAUCUGAAAAUGGUCGAAGUGUUGGAGAAUUGGAAAAACAAUUGGCUGAUUUUGUGCAUCAAACAAAGCGAAUUUUGAAUUUUGAGUGGCCAAUGGAAGUGGCAAAUUUGAUGUUAGAUGAAGGUGAUAAAUGGAUACCAUUAUUAGUAAAUUCAACAAGUCAUACAGUUUUUAACGCGGUUGCUGCAACAAUGGCAAGGUUUGAUUUUGAAAAAUAUGUUUUGCCGGUGGAAAUGGUAUUCAAAUUUUUUGCAGACUUCUCUACGAUUUGAUUUUCGAAAAUAUCAACCGUGUCAAGGAUUAUUUUAAUUUAGAUGAUCGUGCCAGACUUAUAAUAGUUCUAAAUGAAGGAGAAGAAGUUUUCGAUUAUUGGCAGAAGAUAAAUGUUCUUUUAGAACUAUCCAAAGUUCCUCGAGUAGAUCAUAAAAUAUAUCCCCGAAUGUUUACUGAAGCAUGGAUUGAUGUUCGAAGUUGGUUUGAUGCUCAUUCCAUUAUUUUUAAACCUCUUCCACAACCCUUUGGAUCAAUGAAUCUUCGAAUUUUUGAAAUUGAAAAAAUGCUUGAGAAAUAUGAGGAAAAACCUGAAAAUAUUGAGUUUUGGAAUGAAAUUUCGAAAGAGAUUUUGAAUGUCAGAGAUCAAAUUCUGAGACAAAGAAGUAAAACACAAAGAGAUUUUAUUAUUUUCGAUAGCGCUGGAAUAAAACAGAGAAGUUUGGUGAGAAUAACAGAAUUGGAAGAACGAGCGAAGAAAAUUAUAUUAGAUGAUUUGGGGCAUAAAAAUAAUGAGUUAGUUUUAAUUUUGAUAUGUUUUUAUUGAUUCCUAAAAAAGAAAACAAUUUCAUGAUUCGAUCAAUGUUCUCAUUAUGUUCUGCUAAAUUAUUUCGAAACGAUGUACUAAUUCAACUACGAAACAUCGAACAAGUUCAAAAUCAACUUCCCAAUAUCCACCAUAAAAUUAAUACAGUUCAUCAAUCCUAUAAAAGUUAUAUGGAAUAUUUUGUUAUGCCAGAUUAUGAUAUCAGACAAUAUUAUGAAAUCAGUAGAUUGGGUCGGAAACUGGAACAAUUGGUUAAUUUUGUAUGGGAUCGAAUACAUCAUGAAAGGCAGUGGAUUACCAAACAGGUAAGGAAUCUAUUUGAAAAAUUAAAACUUAUCAUAUAAACUAGGAAAUGUAUUAUUCUUCAGGUUUCGGAACAAACAUCAAAAAACUAUUACGAAUGUGAAAUGAUUGAAAAAGAAUGGUUAGACUGUCUCAAAAAAUAUCGAAGUGCUAUAAGAGUAAACGAAGUUCAAAAAGUUCAAUCAAAAAUGGCAAAUUUAGCAGAACGAAGUGUUAUUUUAACAGAAAGAGAUGAAAAAUUGAUUGGACAAAGAAGUUUGUUAGGAUUACCAUCAUCGCCAAUUGAUUGUGUUCGAAUCUCGAAAAUGUGUGAAUUUUUUGCGAGAUUGACAUCGUUGCAUUAUCAAACACUUUUACAUCAUGAAAGUUGUUUGAGAAGUGAGUUGAAUUAUUUUUUGGACAAUUCCAAAAAAAAAGCGGAAUAGUUUUUUGAUUAAAAAUAUUUUUAGUGCGAAUAUCGGAUGUAAAUCACGCGGAUCUUGUUGCUGAAACUGAACGACUUCAAGAUGAAAAAGAUAUAAUGGUUGAUGAAGUAACAUUAAUGAAUGAACAUGUAACAACUUCAAAUGAAGCUCUUUCUAAAAUUCAAAAUGUUCUGAACGAAUUCGAAAAAUUAUUGCCAGUUCUUGGUGCAAUUUCUUGUCAAGCAAUGAAAGAUCGACAUUGGCAACAAAUAUUGCAAGAUUCUGAAAAUCCGGUGAAAGUUGAAGGAAAUCCAUUGGUUAGCGAAUUGCUCGAAAUGAAUUUCAUUGAAAAAGCAGACAAAUUUGAGCAAGUUGGAGCUCAGGCAGAAAAAGAAAGAGUUCUUGAAAAAAGUAUAGAAGUUAUGAGAGAACAAUGGAAAUCGGCAAAGUUUGUGACUCAUCAACAAGGAAAAGCAGGAAGUUCAGGAGAAUUAUUGACCACUGAAUUGAAUGUACAAAUGCAAGCUCAUUUGGCAAGAAGUCAAACUAUUUUAUCAUCUCCGUUUGCUUUUUCAAUUUUGGAUCAAAUUCGACAUUGGUUGGAUACUUUAUUGAAUUUGAAUACUUUUGUUGUACUUUACAAAAAUUGUGAUUCGCGUUGGAAAAAGAUUGAAGGUGUAUUUUCAACAGAAGAUAUUGCCUAUCAAAUGCCACAUGAAUUCAGAACAUUCAAGAAAAUCUCAUUGCGAUGGUUGCACAUUAAUAAUCAGAUUGUAAGUUUCAAAACUUCGAAAGUUCUAAUUCCCAUAAUUUUUAGACGGAAGAAAGACCAAUUCUUGAACAAAUGGAACUUGUUAUCAAACUGAACACCGAACUUGCGGAACUCGAAGUUCUUUUUGGAAAAAUGGAAACCGGCUUCCAUGCAUAUCUUCGCAAAAAACGAGCCGUAUUUCCUCGCCUUUUCUGUCUUUCCGAUGAACUUGUGCUAAGUCUAAUUUGUGAUUCAAGAGAACCUUCCAAUUGUAAAUCAUAUAUCCCAUUAUUAUUCCCAGCGUUGACAACUUUUGAUCAAAAUACAAAGAUGGAAAUAGUGUCCGUGUCAACGCGGAGUGAUGUAAUACAACUUGCAAAACCUGUCAACGUUAAUUUAUCGAAGCGCCACGUUGAAAAAUGGAUGCAUGAAUUGGAUGUUCAAAUUCGAAGUACUGUUAAAAUUCGAAUUCGGCAACUUAUUGAAAAACUGAAUUUUAAAAUCGGACCAGUUGAAACCUUGCUGUCAGAACCAACACAAGUGGCAGUGAUUUAUUUGAGAAUUGCAAUUACACAACAAAUUGAACUUGCAAUGAAACAAAAUACUAUGACAGUAAGAUUUAUUAUAUCUUUAUUAGGAAUCCUUGAAAGUUCUAUAAUAUUGUUUAAUUGUAGAUUUUCUCGAGCGAUCUCAAGCUUUAUAUUCGUGAAUGUCAACAUUGUAUUAUUCAAAAACUUUCUCGUCGUAAAUUUCUUCCAAUGAUUUAUCAUACUUAUAAACAUGCAAAUAAUCUUGUCACAAAAUUUAUAUCAGAACAAGUUGUAUUUAUCGAUGAUCAUAGAUGGACAAAUCAAUUGAGAUAUUAUUGGCAUAUGGAAAAUGUAUUCAUAAGAAUUGGAACUGUUUCAGUUAGAUAUGAUUAUGAAAUUCAAGAUUUUGCAAAUUUUUUGGAUUAUAAAUUGAUCGAUGAAUCAUUAAGGUGAGAUUGACUGAAUUGAAAUAUCCGGAAUUUUGAAACCUUUUUAUCACAAGGGAUUUUCAGAUACAUGAUAUUUAUGAAUCAUUUUGGUUGGAAUUGUAAACCUCGUCAAAUAAAUGAACUUCUUGCUCGAUGUCUUGCAGGUGCUCUUGGUCGCCCUUUUGUUAUUUGUGAUUAUCACAAAAAUUCGGCUGAAUUCAAAAUGAUAAUCGAUGGUGCAUUAUUGUUUGGUGGACUAGUUUUUGUUAAAAAUUAUGGUGGAAAAUCUGUGGAGCGAGAUAUUUAUACGGCUCAUAAUCUUAACAAUCUGAAAUAUCAUUUCGAAACAGAAAUAACAAUCAAUUCUUCAUUUAUGCUAUUUUUGGAAGAAAAGAGUUUUGGAACAUGUAGAAAUGUGGAUUUUGAGAAUCCAAAUCAUCUUCGAAUUGUUGAACAAAUUUUCUCAUUGAAUUCGAUUUCUCAUCGAGAUAAAUUAACUCAGAAAUUUCAAAUCAUCAGCGAGUUUCAAAAUUUUUUCUAUCCCAACUUAUGGAAAAAUCAUAUAAAUUCAACUAUUUUUGAAAUAUUAGAAAAAAAUGAGGAACUUUUGGAAGGUGAUUUGGAAAUUGGUGAAAUUAUUCUCGAGAACUAUACAGUUGGAAUGAAAAACGAACAUCGAAAGAAGUUUUCGGAUUUAUUAAUGUUAUCAAAGAAAGUGGUAAAGGACAAAUCAAAAUAUCAUUUUGCUGAAAGAUUGUGCAAAAUGUUGGAAAAUCAUCAAGUUGUUGUGGUACUCGGGGAAAGUAUGACUGGUAAAUCGAAAAUAAUUGAAGAAGCGGCAAAAAUACGAAAUUCCGAAUUGCAUAUAGAAUUUGGAUUAUGGCAGGAUUUACAGAAUUAUGGAGAAUCGGUUAGUUAUUUUCUUUGGAAACUUGAGAUUCACUGAAACACAAUUUUUUUUGAAAAAAAGACAGGGCUACUUCAAACUAUAAAUUGAUGGUUACAUAAAUCCAGAGACAGGACAGCAUAGAGUAAUAAAAUAUCAGCACAAUUAAAAUUGCAGCUCAAAAACACUCGCCGUCUCAAUAAAUGGAUAGUUUUGGAUGGUUUUAUUGAUGUUCAAACAAUAUCAUGGAUUUAUCGACUUUUGAAUGAAAAUACACUUUUCCCUUGGAGCGAACUACCAUUUUUGGCACCAAAUGAAAAAUUGAUAAUUGAAACUAAUGUGGAGAUUUUCAACGGGAAACUUCCUGUUAUUCGAAUUGAACACGAUUUAGAAAAAACUGAAUCCGAAUUUUCCGAAAAAUUAAGUGAAUAUGAAAAGCAACGGAUUCAUGAUGUUUUUGAAAUUUACGAAGAAGCAAAUCAUUUGAAGCCGGAAGUUACGAGAAUCGUUCAAAUUAUUGAAAAUUCAUUAACAAAUUGUGAUGAAAAAAUAUUUGAGAAUCUAUUGAAAACCACAAUGCUAUCAUUUAUUCCUCUUCAACAACUCGAUCCAAUUCUUUUGAAAAAAGAGGAUUUUGUGAAAAAUGUUCCGUUUUUUGAAGGAUGGUACAAUUUUAGUAGCACUUCUGAUGGUUUCACUGCCGAGGAAUUUUAUAUAUCUCGAAUAAUCGCUUUGAUUCUAAACACAGAUUUGAUACCAUUGCUCAUAUCAACUCAAAAUUGUUGCGAAUUUUCGGGAUUUUUGACAAAACUUCUGGGUGAUUUAGAUGGUCUUGGAUGGCAUGUUAUUACUUUGAGUUUGGAUGAUCAAACAACAGUUGAGGAUAUUAAAACUUUUGUUCAAAAUUGUUCAAUUAUGUUGUAAGUUUCCUAUAUUAGCUUUAGAAUCAAAACUAUAAACAUUUUUUUAGUGGUGGACGUGAUGAAAUGGAAAAUCGAAAUGAAGGUUCAAAUUUUCUUAUGAUCCAUGGAAUUGAAAUGUGUCAACCAAAUGUUGUUGACUGGAUUCGAUAUUCGUAUGACAGAAAAUUGAUUACUGUGAGUUUCAAUCAUUUUUUCUCUCUCAUCUCUAAUUUUUUUGAAGAAAAUUCUGUUUGUUUCUACUAAAUCGCGUGAUUUCUUUGCGCCACGAAUACGGAGAUAUAUUUUUGCAAUCGACUUUUUACAAAUCACCGAAUUAUCCGAACCCACCAAAUAUCCAUAUGCUAAUUAUAAAAAUAUGUUGCAAAUAAUGACGAAAGAUAUAAAAAUCAAAGAUAUUCGAGAUUCAAUCACAAAUCAGUUAGUCGAUGCAUUGUGCGAUGCACAGAUUCUCAAUUUUUAUGAGAAGAUUAUGUCGAUGAAAAUAGCUGGAGAAUAUCGAAUUGUAAGAGGAAAAGGAUUCAUGGAAAUUGGAGAAUUAGUUAUACUUUAUCAAAAGUUUGUUUUUUUCAUAUUCAAAUUCCAAAAAUGCGUUUAGAGCCCCGCCUGUAUUUAUAGUCCCAACACUAUUUUGGGAGAGCCAGCUCUUUUCCCACCAACGUAGAUCAAGCCGCCAAUUUUGUACGAAAUUCAAAAAAUCCUACGAGUGUACUCAUAUGCUUCUAGCCCCGUUAGUGCCCAUUCAUAAAACCAUACCUUCCUGACACUUCUUAUUGGUUUUCGGAUAGAGUAGACAUCUAUAUAUAUGUACAAAAAAUAGAACAGAAAACCGCCGUUUCCUAUCUGAAUUAGAAACAUAAAUAAAUGAGCCAAGACAUCUCGUGGCAUUCUCGAAACCAUAAUUUAGAACACGUUAGUCAGGACACGUUUUUUUUCAGUUUCAUUUUUUCAGCAUAACUUUAUCAUAAAUUGUUCUGAAUAAAUUUCAGAAUUUGGUGCCUGAUCUUUUCUAAAUUUUUUUCAGUGCUAUAAUCGAACGUGAAAAACGAGACAAAAAAUAUCGUAAGCACCCGAUAAUAAUUCAUCAAUUUCUUGCAAGAAAUAUUAAUUUUAUCGAAAAAGUCACUUCGGCUUCAUUUGGACAUAUGUUGAUAGUUUCGGAAAAUUUGAAAAACAUCGAAACUGCUCUCAGAAUAUCAACAGAACUGAACAAACAAAUGAUUUAUUUCACAGAUGGUAUUGAUGGAAUUCAAGAAUGGAGAGAUCUUUUCAAAGAUAAAAUUAUUCGAGAAUGUUUAUUGGAUGGAAAAGAAACGGUUGUAUCAAUUAGCAUAACUCAUAAAGAAAUAUUGGCAGAUGUCAAUUCAAUUUGUUGCCAUAAAAUGAUUCCACCGAGAUAUUUAACAAGACUUUUAUUAUCCGAAUUUGGUGAAAAACAUACUUUGGAAGGAAAAGGAAUUUGGGAAAUGCUCGAAUCCAAACUAUCAGUUUUGAAAUUCUGUGUGAUCUUGAAACCUUCGGAUUUUUCAUGGUUUCUUGAAACUUAUCCGAAACUUGCAUCUCGAUUGAUUUUGAAUAUAUGGGGAAAUCAGACGAAAAAUGAAAUUGACAUGGAAAUGAUUGAGGAUUUGGGAAAAUCAGAAAUAUUUUCGAAAAUUCAAAUCAAUCAAAUUAUUUUGGCUAUUGAUAAAUUGGUUGAACUUAAAUUGAUCAAAAAUAUCCAGGAAAAACAGAAACUUUUGAAUACAAUAAUUCGAAUUGCGAUAAAUAAAAAAUUGGAAGUUGAAAAAACAAUGAGUAAAUAUGAAAAAGGAAUGGACAAAAUGAAAAAAGCUGAAGAACAAGUGGCUGGAAUGCAAGGAGAAUUGCUCAGAUUACAACCACAAUUAUUGAGAACAUCAAUUGAAACAUCAAUGUUGAUGAGUACUAUUGAAAAAGAAACAAUUGAAGUCGAAAAUGCUAGGUGAGAUUUUUUUUUUGAAAAUCACAAAACAUAAAAUUUAAAGACGUGAACUUUUUCCAAAAAAAAAUCAUUUUUUGAUUUAUUUCAAUAUAUUAUUGACAGAGAAGUCGUUGCUGCUAAUGAAAAUAAAGCGAAUGAAGCCGCAACCAAAGCUCAAAGUUUAAAAGCAGAAUCAGAAGCUGAAUUAGCCUCAGCAAUUCCAGCAUUGGAAGCAGCAGUUGAAGCAUUAGAAACAAUGACACAAAGUGAUGUAUCAUCAUUGAAAACUAUGAGAUUUCCACCGUAUGCUGUAAGAUUAUGUAUGGAAGCUGUAUGUAUUAUAUUAGGAGUUAAACCAACAAAAGUUGCAAAUGAUCGAGGUGAAGUUGUAAAUGAUUAUUGGAUUUCUGGUCAAAAAUUAUUAUCCGAUAUUCAUUUUUUGAACAAAAUUCGAACUUUUCCACGAGAUGAAACAUCGAGAAGAACAAUGAAAUUGAUUCGUGACAAAUAUUUGUCGAAAGAAGAAUUUGAUCCGGAAAAAGUUAGACAAUGUUCUUUGGCGGCUGAAGGGCUAUGUAGAUGGGUUUUAGCAAUUGAUAUGUAUAAUCAAAUUAGUAAAAUUGUUGAACCAAAACGAGAAAGAUUGAGAAAAUCAGAAAUGUUAGUCAAACAACAUUUGAAACAAUUAGAAGUUAAGAGAAAAGCAUUAUUAGUAAGUUUUUUAACGCAAAAAAUCUGAUAAUUCAUCGAACUUUAUUUUCAGAAAGUGACCGAAAAACUUCAAGGAUUAUCUGAUCAAUUCAGUCAGAUGUGUCAGAAAAAACAAGAACUCGAAUCGCAAAUCUCAAGUUGUGAAAUAAAAAUGGAAAGAGCUGAAAGACUUGUUCAAGCUCUUGGAGGAGAAAAGGAUAAAUGGCAAACAAAAAUAACAGAUAUUCAACAUGAAGAUUCACUUUGUGUUCCAUAUUCAAUUGGAACAAGUUUGGUUCUUCAUAUUUUUGCAAAACUUCCGAUUGAUGAAAGAGAAAUCGAGAUUCGAAAAACAAUGCGAAUUUUAUUUCCAAAAUUAGAAAUUCGAAUUAGUUGUGAUCUUCGAAGCCUUGUAAAACUUGUUGAUGAUCCAAUUUUAUUUAUCAACGAUGAUGGAAGAGCUAUUGAAGUUCUCAAAUCGAUUUAUCCAAAAGUAAUUGAAUCGAAUAAAUUCAGUGAAAAGGAGAGGACUGAAGCAUUGACACAAGAUUCUGUAAUUAUUCUAGAUAACUCGCAAAAUAUUACAAAAGAAAUCGAAAAUUCCGAAGUUUAUCUCCAAAAAGAUCAAGAAGUUAUUCUAAAAAUUUAUGAGAAAGAACACGAAGUAAAUAAAGGAUUUCGAAUUUUUAUACGAAGCCAUGUGGAAUGUAAUGGAAAUAUGAUCGUAUUGAAUAAUAAAUUUAGUGAUGCUGAAAUAAGAUUUGAAAUUUGCGAAAAAAUGGGAAGUGUGAAUUGGGAUGAAACAUUGAAUCAUUAUAAUGAAAUGGUACAGAAAAAGGAUAUGGAUAUUGGAUUAUUGGAUAGUAAGAAUUUUUUAAGAAAAAAGUUCUAAAAAAGUGGAAUUUUCAGAAACCGAGAAUGAGAUGCUUGAUUUAUUGGGAAGAUCAAAAGAUUUGGACGAUGAACGAGCCAUCGAUCUUCUAGCUGAAGCUAGAAAUCUUCAAGCUGCUGUAGCUGCAAGAGAAAAAGAUAUUGCUGAAAUUGAAGGGUCUUUGAGAUCUAUUGAAUUUCAAAUGUCACCAGCUAUCGAAUGGUCAAUAAAAAUUGUGAAAAUGUUAUACAGCUUGUGUAAACUGGACUCAUUCUAUCGAACAUCUUUGAAAUCUUUAGUCAAUGUUUUAGGAACGGUGAGAUUUUUAUUUGAGGGGGAGAAUACAAAAUUCACUUGUUUAGAAAUUGUUUGAAAAUUUGGCCACAGUGAAUUUGGAUGAAGUUAUCAAAAAAAUUUCAACACUUUUUUGGAAGUUCUGCCAACAUUUUCUUGCUUGGGAUGAUAAACUUAUUGUAUAUCAUUUACUUCAUCAAAAUAUGAAUUUCCGAAGUGAGCAAAUGAUAAAUUCAUGUUCUGGAGAUUCAGAUUGCCCACUUCAAUUUACACAAUUUAUUCUGAAAUCAACUUGUCGAUCAAUAAUAUUUUUGAAAUAUGAUUCAGAAACUUAUGCAAGUAUUUUGCAAGCUGCUAACUUUGGGAAAACUUCGCUUUGGAGAGUAUACUCAAUUCUGGAUCAUGUUAUUUUGAAAAUCGAAAAACUCACUGAUGAACCAUCUUGGCUUUUUUUGAAUUUGAAUGAUAUGAACGAAAAUACUUUGGAAAAAUUGAAAGAGAUCAAAGAAAAAAUAGAGACAUUGCAUGCAGUUCAUCCGUCAUUCCGGUGUAUCGUUGGAUUAUCAACAGAUAUUUUUGAAAUCGAUGAGCAAGAAGCUGUAUUGAUGUUGUCAUCAAAAAGAUUUUAUUAUUCCGCCGCAGCAAAUCUUUCACAGAUGUUGACUAGAUUUAAUAAUAAUACAAAUCUUAGAGUUCAGUUUGAUAAAUCUGAAGAAUCUCAAAGACAUCAAGUUAUACGAUUGAUAUGUCUUCAUUUUGCAUUGAGAACUAGGAGUCAAGUUGAUACAGGUCUGAGUUUGUUAAAUUGAUCUUUAAAAAGAAAUUAAUUACAGGUUUCAAAGUUCAAGUGGAUGACGCUGAUUUAUUGGCAAUGCUCAAAUUAUAUCAAGAACUUCGAAAUCUCAGCGAUCAACCAAAUGAAGCAUUAGAUAUUCCAAAAGUUCGGACAAAUAUUAUCGAACCCAUUUAUUUUGCAAAAUCAAGACUAACUGUAGAAUUCGGAAUUGUACAGGCAAUGACUAAUUGGAUUUUUGAACAGAAUUUAUCGAUUUCUGCAGAUACGUUAUUGAAAAAAUUGUUGCGAGAGGAAUCAUCGAAUUUUGUUAGUUAAAAUAAAAUGUAUCCUCAAUCAACUUUUAAAAAUUCGAAUUUUCAGGAAGACUUUGCUCAUUUUAUCCAAACUCAUGAUGAUAUUCUAUUUUGCGGAUUUAAUGCUCGAAUUUGUCGCGAUCUUCAACAAAUUCGCCAGAAAAAGUUGUCACAUCGAAUGAGAAGCUUAUUUGAAGAUGACUUCAAUAUAACUUCAUCUUCACUUCUUGGAAAUCCUAUUGAAAAAUCGACUAAAUUUCGACCAAGAAGUUGGCUGCGAGAUGUGGAAUCUGAAGGUGAAAAUGUGAUUGAUGCUAGAGAAAUUUCGAAUUUGACUGAAUUAGUAACUUUUUUGAAGAUGAAAUUUGCAUUGAGAUACAAGAUUCAAAUUGUUGAAGUGAGUUUUUUUUCGAAUUCGGGAAAUUAUCAGAUCAAUAAAUUUCCAAAUAAUUACCAAAUUUAAGACUAGUAUUACUGCUGAAUUUAUUUCCGUCUCUGAAUCUCUCGAAAGAUGUUCAGCAAAAGAAAUGGCCGAACAUCCAACAAUUCGUCUUUCCCAUUGUAUUUUAUGUUCUGCUCAAAUGUCGAAAAAUGAACUCAAAGAGCCACAUUCUCGUCAAGAUCAAUUUGUGGCAAUUCAACUGAGAGCUGUUCGUCGAAGUGGAAGUGCAAAUCCUAGAAGUAUUCCACUCAUAUGUCCGAUGUCUCAAAAACCCGUGGCCAAUUUGCCGAUUCAAUCACAAUUUCCAAUUGGUCAUUGGCAUUUACGUGGAACUCAUGUUACAGUAGGAAAAAAUGGAAACUUCGCGAAACAAUUAUGAAAAUUAUGCAAAGACUGUACAGUUUUUAUUUGUAUUUUUAUAUACUAUUUUGAUGGGGAAGAUAUUCCUACGCUUCACAAGUUAUUAUAAAGAAAAAUAACACUGAAAAAAUCAAGAAGUCUGGUUUUUAUCAUCAUCAUCAUCGAACUGGAAGAUGGCACCCUUGGUUAUUUUAUGAUAAUUAUCCGAAACUAAGCUAUGCACCGCGAAAUGUUCAUUGAAUAAAGAUUGAAAAUUGUUUAGUAUCGAAAAAUCAGCUUACAAAUUUUUGAAUUUUUUCCAAAUUUUUGAAUUUUUUCCUGGAAAUUUACAAAUUUUUGAAUUUUUACAAAUUUUUGAAUUUUUUCCUGGAAAUUUUCUUAUUCUUAACCCCAAAAAAUAAAUAAACUAACUGUACUGCAAUUGUCCUGCUAGUUGUCGUCGAUGUGUGGCUUCCGAGUGGUGCAAUUGGUGUUGGUGUUGAGAAGAGUCGGAGUGAACCAGAAUGGCAAAGCCUAGAAACAGCACGAUUUGAGUCAGAAAAAUAGAACAUUUCCAGCGGGCUGGAAAAAGAUAAAAAGUUUUUUAAAUGAAUUCACAACUUGCAAGAAAAAAACAAUUUUUUUUGCGUCAACACAGUAAAAGACUGGCGCAUUUUCCAUCCUCGCUUUUCAUUUUCUUUGUUUUUUUUAAAUUUGUUUCUGGAAAAAAGUGGUUUUCCAUGGUUUUUCAGCUGUUUUUUUGCAUUUUUAUUAUUAGAAAAAAAAUUCACAAUUGUGUAUUAGGCGAAUUUCAAGAAUUUCAGCCGAAAAUUAUUGAUUUUUAUUCUAAAAUUUGAAUUUUUCUUUCUAAAAUUAUGUGGAUAUGUUGAUAAAUAAUCGAUAAAAAGUUUUUUUUAGGUUGGACGCUCAAAUCUUGAAAUAUUUGAUUUUGUAUUCGACCUGUCUUCAAUGAGAGCUCUCAAUAAAACGUAAGAGGGAGUUUAUUUUUCUUUCUAUGACCCAGAGAAAUUCCAGAUUGCUCGAGAAUUCGGAAUUGAGUGAGACGACUCCAAUUUCAAUGAUGAUAACAAAAUGA